Messenger RNA from Etheostoma spectabile (orangethroat darter), 1434 nucleotides. Its product is annotated as seipin. Gene Ontology annotation, cellular component: endoplasmic reticulum membrane. Lineage: Eukaryota; Metazoa; Chordata; Actinopteri; Perciformes; Percidae. The record is from RefSeq and is a predicted model, not a curated record. The transcript has a single exon. Gene Ontology annotation, biological process: lipid droplet organization; lipid storage. The coding region runs from base 77 to 1252 and encodes 391 amino acids.
CAGGCAGAAGUCGAAAGGGCUCAAAGGAGGAACAACUGCCCAAACCAGUGCCAGAAGAAGGUCUGGAUCAGACACCAUGGGGGCCACAAUGGGCCCGGUUCUACACUGGCUCCAAGAUGUAGCAGCUGUGACUCUCCUCAGAGCCCGGCGGAAUCUAUUUCAGGCUGCCAUCCUGUUUACUGUCCUGGUUCUGCUGCUUUUGGUGUCCGUCUUUCUCUAUGGAAGCUUCUAUUACUCGUACAUGCCCACUGUGAGCUUCUCCAACCCUGUGCACUUCUACUACACGUCUGAUUGUGAUGCUUCAGAGUCAGCACUCUGUUCAUUCCCCACGGCAAACAUCUCUUUCAUGAAGAACGAGAGGGACCUAGUGAUGUCUUACGGUCAGCCUUAUCGAGUGUCUCUGGAGUUAGAGAUGCCCGAGUCUCCAGUGAAUGAACGCCUGGGUAUGUUCAUGGUCAAGAUGUCUUGUUACACCAAGGGUGGAAAGAUUGUGUCAUCAGUUGGUCGAUCUACAACGUUGCAUUACCGCUCCAGCAUUCUGCACAGCCUGAGAACUUUACUGUUCUCUCCUUUCUUUCUGACCGGGACGGCUGAGCAAAAGCAGCUCAUAGAGGUUGAGCUCUUCUCAGACUACAAGACAAAUGCUUAUCAACCCCUUGUUGGUGCAGUCAUUGAGAUCCAGUCCAAACGAGUGCAGAUCUACUCAUCUCAACUCCGUAUCCAUGCUUUCUUCACUGGUAUACGGUAUGUUCUGUACAACUUCCCCUUGACAUCUGCAGGGAUCGCCAUAGCCACCAACUUUGCCUUCCUCAGUGUCAUUGUGCUGUUCAGCUACCUGCAGUUCAUAUGGGGGGGGGGGAUCCGGCCUCCACAGGUAUCGGGAGAUGAUACCUUCAACCAACAGAGGAGAGAGGAGGCUCGGAAAUGCACGGAGAAAGAAAACUGGCAGAAGGAACUUGGUGCUCCAGAGGUUGGAUCUGGCACAGAUACAUCUGGGUUCCAGGGAAAUGUCAUGGUGACGGAGCUGCCAAUGAAGAAGCCCUCAGAAAUCCCAGAUGCCUCUGGGGCUUAUGUGCCAGAUCCUAAAGAGAAAGGGUCUCAUGACCGCUCUCAUGAGGAGAAAGACGGCUCAGACGUGGUGGAUGGAGGCCAGCUGCCCCCCCAGGGUGAGACAUUCCUCCGACAGAGAUCUGGACCGUGGAGGAGCCUGGGAACCACGCCGCUGCACACAGUCAAAGCACCAGCAGUUUAAUAUGAUGUGGCAGAUGUUGAUUGACUCCAGCAAACCCACUGUUUGAGUCAACCUAAUACAGAUGCAUGUGAAUAUUAUACCUGUUUUAGCUAACACUUAUUGUAUGUUGUUAAAAACAGUUUACCUGAUUAUAACUUUGACCGUUUCUCAUUUCUGUCUGCUUAUUGUCUACAGUCUUAUGU